AUGGAGCGGGACCGCGGCCCCCGCGCCGCGAAGGCGCCGCGCAAGAAGCGCCGGGAGUCGCCGCUGCCGGGCCUGGCCGCGCUGCCGGGCCGGCGGGCCGUGCCGCCCCAGCCGUGCCGCCGCAGCCUGUUCGGCAGCGCGGGGCCCGAGCCCCGCGGCCUGAAGAAAAAGGUCAGUGGGAAAGCCCUACCAAAAAUUAAAGAAAAUGUUGAACUCACUGAUGAGAGCCCUUCACGCAACCAAAGCAAUCAAGUGACUGUCAGAGAAACAAGAGAUUUGGAAAAAGAAGAAGAGGAAUCAGAAGAAAGCAGUGUAUCACUGAGGAAAUCCUCAAUGAUCAACAUCGAAAGUAAAGAAAAUUUGCAAAAUGCUGAAAUGAAUUCAAGUACAGAAAUGACUCUUCCCACAGGUGUUUCAACCUUUCUCAUUGAGUGUUUAGAUGUCGAUUCAACUGCAGAUUCUAACAAUACUAGUGGCAGCCUGCAGAGUUACUCAUCCCCUGAAACAUUCAGAGAUGAUGAUUCAGAAAGAAGUAAUUUUUACUCUGUGGACCUUGGCAAGUACAAGAACUCUACUCUACUGGACUCCAGCAAAGCAGUGACCAUUGAUAAGAUAGCACAGCUCUCAAAUCUUUCAGCAAUAUUAGAACCUGUACUAAAGGAUUUUCAAGACCAGGGCAUUAGAAGAAAGAGACCAUCAAAUUGCAAUUACAGUUCUUCAGCAUUAGGCAUUUCAGCUACUCUGUCAGGAAAAAAGCUCUAUAAAAUUACAGCUGCAAGAGAGAGAACUCCAGACCUAGAAAGUGGUAUGCGCUGUGCUUCACCCUUAGGACCGGACAGCAAGCCUGACAAGCAAACUGCUAAACCCAAAAGGCUGAAGCGUAAGAAAACAGAACACGCUUCUAAUCUGGCAGGAGAAGGUUCAUCAUCCUUCAGGCAGCUUGAUGCCCCAGGAAACACUUCAGCCAGAUCAGGGGGGUUGCCUGAACAAGUUGUGCCAACCAAACCAACAGCUGCUGUGGUGCAAAUUACUUCCACCAUGCUGGUCGUUGAGGAAAAUAAAGCCCUAAAAAGUCCUGGUAAUGCUCAGCUUGCAAAGCUAGAGCCUCUGUAUGACACAGAAGAAAUCUGCUCCAUUGUUAGACUGUCACCACACCAGAGGCCUUCCAGGCUCCUGCGAGCUCCAGUUAAGAGGGAAGAGUUCUCCCUUCCCAAAGGAGUGCCUGAAGAUUCUAUUACAAGCACCAAAAAUUGGAUCUGCUGUAAACAGAGAUGAGGUUUCUGGGUCUCAGCAGGAGUCAACAGAAGAAAUGACCAUCUCGUUGCUGUGUCAGGGUGAUGAAACAGAACUAACAAGUGGCUGUUGUUUUUCUUUUUGCACAUACAUUGUUUGAAAUUUGGUAUUAUGUGUUCAGUAAGCUUGUAAGUACUUUACUCAAGUACUUAACAUUAAAUUGUUUUGUACAGCAA
Messenger RNA from Myiozetetes cayanensis, 1469 nucleotides. It is a transcript of the gene MEIKIN, whose product is annotated as meiotic kinetochore factor. Gene Ontology annotation, biological process: meiosis I sister chromatid cohesion; homologous chromosome segregation; male meiosis chromosome segregation. The record is from RefSeq and is a predicted model, not a curated record. Gene Ontology annotation, cellular component: kinetochore. The coding region runs from base 1 to 1275 and encodes 424 amino acids. Lineage: Eukaryota; Metazoa; Chordata; Aves; Passeriformes; Tyrannidae. The transcript is spliced from 13 exons.